ACUACCUUGCUGCCAGUCUGCUCCUGGUCCAGGUCUUGUUCUGGGUCCUGGUCCUGGUUCUUCCAGCGUAGGAACUCUCUGAAGGAGAACGGGUUCAGGUCCAGGUCCAGGUUCAGGUCCUCAGAGUCCAGCUGCUCGUCUGCUGAGGAGGUCAGACCACGUGAUGACGACGUGAGAUCAGCUGACCAUCGUAACAAUAACAACAAUAACAACAAUCAUCAUACCGUCUGUGAUGAUCAGACUCUUCUGUUUGGACAUGACGUCACUUACUGGUCAUCGAUCGUCACGUCUUUCCCGCCGUGUCUCUCCUCCUGCGGGACUAAAAACAGAACCCGGAAGCACACACAUGCGACAGCUCCGAAACUCACGUGACCGACCUUCUGACUUCUUAUUGGCUGAGACGAUCACGUGACGCAGGAGGCAGAAGACGGUAGAAGAAAAAAAAGAUACGAGUUUCUUCUCCACGUGUCCCGUUUCAGAGCUGCGGUCCCGGUUCCCUGCGGAUCUCCUCCGGUGAGUGGGUUAGUGCAUGAGCCCGGGUUAGCCCGGCUCGUCUUGGCGGGGAUUUAAAGCAGCUCGGCGGGUCUGGAGCCGGAUGUCAAACCGGGUUCGUCUGCUCUGGUUCUUAUCCAGGUCUUAUAUGGGUCUCCUCAUCCGGCUGUGAUUGACAGCUGGUGGGCGGGGCUGGAGAACUGGUUCUGGUCCCGGAUCAGUCUUCAGCUGCAUCGGUGUGUGUGUGAAAACCAAAAACAAACAAAUUCAAAAAUGAUCAAAUUUAACGGGGGCACGUGUGUUCAGUGUACCGGAUGUGACCGAAGACAGUUUGUGGUUGGAUGACGUCAUUCACUAAAUACGUUAUUUCAGCUCAAGUUUGUUCCGAAUUAUAAAGAAACUGAAGAACUCACCUCCUGGUUCCUCCUUCAGGUUUGUGAGGAGAUGGUAAAAUAGUUUAAAUGAUGUUUGGUCAGAAGCUGUUAACUGAGCAGUGUGACCACUGACCACUGUGGCCAGUGUGACCUCAUGUGUCCAAUCUGCAGAGCUGGACAAUGUCUGAAGAGAUUCCACCUGAGGGGGGGCACCCCCAGGCCCAGUCCACCGAGUCCCAGGCCCAGUCCACCCAGUCCCCAUCCCAGGUCCAGUCCAAGUCCCAGCCCGGUUCCAGUUCUUCCAGCGGGCCGACCUCUGCCAGCCAGUCCUCCAGUGGGUCUGGGACCCUGAGCAGCGUGGACACCAUCCCCGUCACCCUGUCCUCCGUCCCCGAGGAGCCUGAACCACAACCCUGGGGCCGCCUGCUGCCCAUGGCCCCGGGCUUCAGGAGCCUCGACUGUUUUGAGGACCAGUACCUGUUUGGACGAGACUCUCAGUGUAAUUAUGUUCUGAAUGACCCGAAUGAGCUUCGAUCCAAAAAGUUCAGAAUCUACAGUAAGAAACACUUCAGGGUCUACAGAGAGGGCAGUGAGGUGUUCGUGGUGGACUUCAGUAACAACGGGACGUUUGUUGACGGUCUGCGUAUCGGUAAAGACAUGAAGCUUCCUCUGGUCAACAAUGCUGUGAUCUCAUUGGCUGAGCAGCGGAACAAAGUGUUUGUGUUCAUCGACCUGAUGUCGGACCAUCAGUCCAGUUUACCCAAAGAGCUGCAGGAGAAAUAUCUGCUGACUCGACGCAUCGGCACGAUAUUUGAUAUAUUAUAUCUAUAUUUACAUCAUGUCUCUCUGUCUCUCAGGAUGGAGGGAGGAGAGCUGUUCCACAGAGUAAAGUCUCAUCAGCUCGAUGAAUCCGUCACUAAACUUUAUUUCUAUCAGAUGCUGAAAGCUGUUCAGUACCUCCACAGUAAGGGGAUCAUCCACAGAGACCUGAAACCAGAGAACAUCCUUCUGUCCUCUCAGGACGACGUCUGUCUCAUCAAGGUGACAGACUUCAACCAGUCCAGGAUCCUGGAGGAGACCCUGUUGAUGAGGACUCUGUGUGGGACCCCGUCCUAUCUGGCUCCGGAGGUCUUCACUCAGGCCUCCACCACCGGGUACAGUCUGGCUGUGGACGCCUGGAGCCUCGGAGUCCUGCUCUUUGUCUGUCUGUGUGGUUAUCCACCUUUCCAUGAAAGCUUUGGUCGAUCGAUCACAGAGCAGAUCAUUGAUGGAGAGUUCACCAUGGUCCCCUCCAAGUGGAGACACAUCUCUGAUCAAGCGAAGGACGUGGUGAGGAAGCUGCUGGUAGUUGACCCCAGGAGGAGGAUGACGAUAGAGGAAGCUCUGCAGCACCCCUGGUUACAGGAUGGUGUGAUGGUGCAGACGGCUCACAGACUCAUGUUCCCCUCUGAUGAUGAUGCUGCUGCUGCUGUUGCCACGCCGGAGGCGGGGUCAGCCGCCAGGAGGAAACGAGAACGAGAUGGAGACGAAGAACAUCCUGCCAAACGGAGCCAAGCCCCGCCCCCUGCCCCAGUGUAGAGGACCAAUCAGAUUCAGACAUUCCUCAGGUCAUGUGACUACACAUGUUCACUACUGAAACACUGUAAAUAGUUUGUCUUCUAAUAAAGUACUUCAUAUUUUUCCCUCUGUUCGUUUCUGCUUUUAAUUUAUUCACUUUGAAAACGAAUUACAUUUUUUUUUUCAGGGUAAGCCCCGCCCCUUUUAGCUCUGCUCCAAUAACAGUUGAGCCUCAGUCGACUUCCUCUUCCUGUUGUACUGAGACAUGCUACGUCUGUUCAAAGAGAACGUUAGCAAACCGAACGUGUAGCUAACGUUUAUCUACAAAUUUCCCCCUGGGGAUGAAUAAAGUACAUAUCUAACGUGUAGCUACACGUUAGCAGUCUGAUCCGUCACACUAAACAGAACAGUCGCCAUGUUUCUCUUAGCAACAGUAACUAACGAAAGGCCGCCGUAAUGACCUGAUUGGCCGAGAUGAAAAAAAAAACACCAAGCUGCUUUUUAACCAAUCAAUCAUCAACUACAUGAUUGGC
This is a messenger RNA of Anarrhichthys ocellatus (wolf-eel), 2956 nucleotides long. RefSeq names its product checkpoint kinase 2 (gene chek2). Bases 1047 to 2444 code for a protein of 465 amino acids. NCBI's taxonomy places the organism in Eukaryota, Metazoa, Chordata, Actinopteri, Perciformes, Anarhichadidae. Gene Ontology annotation, biological process: protein phosphorylation. The transcript is spliced from 11 exons. The record is from RefSeq and is a predicted model, not a curated record. Gene Ontology annotation, molecular function: protein binding; ATP binding; protein kinase activity.